Messenger RNA from Aspergillus puulaauensis, 600 nucleotides. RefSeq names its product putative Rho GTPase Rho 2 (gene rho2). Lineage: Eukaryota; Fungi; Ascomycota; Eurotiomycetes; Eurotiales; Aspergillaceae. The transcript has 5 exons. The record is from RefSeq and is a predicted model, not a curated record. Gene Ontology annotation, molecular function: GTPase activity; GTP binding. Bases 1 to 600 code for a protein of 199 amino acids. Gene Ontology annotation, biological process: small GTPase-mediated signal transduction.
AUGGCCCAGCAACAGGACGACAAUGUGAUGCGAAGGAAGUUGGUGAUCAUCGGAGAUGGAGCCUGUGGUAAAACGAGUCUACUGAGUGUCUUCACAUUGGGCUACUUUCCUACACAUUAUGUCCCCACGGUAUUCGAGAGCUACGUGACAGACUGCAGGGUUGACGGCCGUUCCGUUCAAUUAGCAUUAUGGGAUACAGCCGGUCAAGAAGAUUACGAACGACUGCGCCCAUUAGCAUAUUCGAAAGCACAUGUUAUCCUGAUCGGAUUCGCCGUCGACACGCCAGAUUCCCUCGAGAACGUUAAGAUCAAGUGGAUUGAAGAAGCAAAUGAACGAUGCCCCGGAGUGCCGAUCAUCCUAGUUGGACUGAAAAAGGAUCUCCGUGAGACACCCGGGGCGAUCGAGGAAAUGAGGAAGAAGUCGCUCCGAUUCGUAUCACCCAAAGAGGGAAAUGAGAUAGCGACACAAAUUAAAGCCCGGAAAUACCUCGAAUGCUCCUCUCUCACCGGAGAGGGCGUAGACGACGUUUUCGAAGCCGCCACCCGUGCCGCUCUGCUCACCUUCGAUAAGCGGAAGUCAUCAUGUUGCAUUGUGCUAUGA